CUCGGAGGUUCUCUUCAUCUUAACAACAACAUUUACAAUCGCACAUCCCCAUUUACGUAUUCUCUCAGACAGUUUAAUUAAUUACCAGAAACUAAGGCAUUUUAGAGUUUCUUAUUUUCGACACCUUUUAUAUUCCAAAAAAAAGAUAAUUAUUCCACAUCAAGCAACUUUUGUUGAAGUUGCGAUACAACAGCUUUAAGAGUGACGCAAACGAGACCUCACAAUCUACUUAAGGGGAAAAAUAAAAAAUAAAAAUAAAAGCAAAAAUGGGCGGAGAGAACUUGCACCACGUCAAGUCGCUCGCGGAGCUGCAAUCCCUAUUCGCGUCAACCACAUACGUGGUCGUGGACUUCUACGCCGACUGGUGCGGGCCGUGCAAGGCCAUCGCGCCGCACUACGAAUCGCUGGCCAAGCAGCACGGGGCCCCGCGCUUCCUCGCCUUCGCCAAGGUGAACGUGGACGCCGCGCAGGACGCCGCGCGCGCGUACGGCGUCACCGCCAUGCCCACCUUCCUCUUCUUCAAGGAGGGCCGCCAGGUCGCCGUCAACGGCCAGGCUGCGAUCCGCGGCGCCGACCCGCGCGCGCUUGCGGCCGCCGCCGAGAAGCUCGGCGGCUUGGCGAAGAAGCGCAUGGCGGAGGCGGAGGCGUAAAUGCUGCGGUGUUGUGGCUUUGAUACGAGAUUGGUGUUGUUUAGGUAUAGGUACCUAGACUUAACCUAUGUACCCAGAAGGAUACGUUAGGAACGAGGCAUUUGGCUUGGAUGAACUUGGCAUACGAAAAUGUCAACCGACGACUCAGAUAGUUAAGUAGUAGUCUUACAGAUCGCUAGGUACCUCUUGGCUUAAUUACCCGAUAAUCAUCUUCGUGUCUGCAUAAGGCGAUCUCUGUCAGAUGCGUACUACAUCCCAGAGCUAUAGCCUUUAAUCCAUGCGUUGCCACGCACUCUUGGAUCUUUGUUAUUUCACUGAUGCUUGACAGAUUGGACUGGUAGAUAAUAAUAAGUAGGUGCCUUUAGCUACCUACCUCCUAGAUGCUUAGACCUGAUCAUGAACUUGAUUACAUACCCCUUAACGUCCCCCUAAUCCCACUAAUUUGUCUAGGUACUUAGGAAUAUGUACUUGAAGUAUUUAUGGUUAAUUCUGGGACUACUUAGUAUCAAACGUGAAAGUCCAAGCAGGUAUCGAAUAUUAAAGGGGUAAAAAAUAUUGGCCCGAGUGGGAUUUGAACCCACGUCUUCCC
Molecule: messenger RNA, 1239 nt
Organism: Daldinia caldariorum
Lineage: Eukaryota; Fungi; Ascomycota; Sordariomycetes; Xylariales; Hypoxylaceae
Product: thioredoxin-like protein
Exons: 1
Coding region: 267-650 (127 amino acids)
Source: RefSeq, a predicted model, not a curated record